AUGGAACAAGGUGUUGGUUUGAAGGCAGGACAACAGUUGGAUGACAUCAUUAUAGAUCCUGAUGAAGAACUGGAUGUGGAUUCUGAAGCUUUCAACAGUGAGGAAACUGACACACAGCAAGAACCUCUGGCCUUGCUCAUCCAAUUACAUAUACUGGCAGCAGACAUUGGAGAACCAUCACGCCCAACCAAAGGGGGAAUCCACAAUGUAAUUUUCCACGCCCAACUAACGAACGGGGACACCUUUGUAAAAGGCUCGGAAGAAGCGUUAAAAUCCUUAGGGACAAGCCUCCAACUAACAACCAACCCGGAUUCGGACGAACUAACUUUAAUUGAACUCCUGCCGGUCAUGACAAACUCCGGCCCGGCCAGCCCCGCUCGAUCGCACAAAGUACUGGCAACCAACCGCGAUAACCCAACAAUCAGCCAAAAAAUUCACAGCACUAUUAAAACUAAACUGAUGGGAAACAAUCUUGUUAAAUCCUGCCAAAAAAAACUUAACUUCGACCAAAACCCAGUAAACGAUAACCGACCAGCUACUACCGCCGCGUCACCAAUGGACAGCCAGCAGACAACAACGGACCCUGACAAAACAGUCGCACCCGCCGUCAUGGCAGCUGACAGCAAACCAAACCAGCUGUCUGCGGAGGGGCGACUGGCAGACAACAUAGGAGUCCCAACAUUUGAGAAAAGCAAACAAACUAAACCAAACGGCAUAGCCCCAACACUAUCCCCCCCACCCUCCCUUACCCCCACCACUAUCCCAGCCCCUGAACCCACCUCCACCACCUCCCACCCACCCUCUACAACCCCUACCCCAGCAGGCCCCACCAAUACCCCAGCCCUUGAACCCACCACCACCCUCCCCCAUCCACCCUCUACAACCCCUACCCCAGCAGGCCCCACCAACCCACCCACCCACUACUACCAUCACCCCAACCCCAACGGGACCCACCAGCUUCCCAACCAACCCACCCUCUACUACCCCCACCCCAACUCUAGCAAGUCCUGCCAAUCCCUCAACCACCCUGCAGGAAAACCCAACCCGCCCAACCACCCACCGGGAUACCCAUAA
Molecule: messenger RNA, 1074 nt
Organism: Gigantopelta aegis
Lineage: Eukaryota; Metazoa; Mollusca; Gastropoda; Neomphalida; Peltospiridae
Product: mucin-2-like
Exons: 4
Coding region: 1-1074 (357 amino acids)
Source: RefSeq, a predicted model, not a curated record